Molecule: messenger RNA, 900 nt
Organism: Mixia osmundae IAM 14324
Lineage: Eukaryota; Fungi; Basidiomycota; Mixiomycetes; Mixiales; Mixiaceae
Exons: 1
Coding region: 155-814 (219 amino acids)
Molecular function (GO): S-adenosylmethionine-dependent methyltransferase activity
Source: RefSeq, a predicted model, not a curated record
ACUGAUCAGGGAUGGCUGUUGCAAACUCCAUGCGACCGCGGAACUCCCUCAACGAAGCGGCGCUUGUUCGGCGACAGACGUGACAGGCGAGACGGACAAGUCGCGCCUUGCAGCUUGUCGCCGAUGUCUGUCUCCGUCGCUCAGGACUCGGCGCAUGCUCGGCCGAAGCGCACUCCGAGCCAGUCUGAUCGGCAGCGUCUUCAGUGCUCGACCCAUGUCAACAGGAUCAGACUGGCGCACACGGGUCAGACAGCCCGAUUGCCCGUCUCGAUGGCCGUACUCCGAUGCUGAUUUCCAGCGGAUAGACGAGUCAUCCGAUCUGGAAUUCUACGCUCCACCUCGGCUCGUGCACCAUAUUGAUGACGGCUGUCGGGCUGCUCUAGCUGCAUACUACGACGAUGUUCUGCCCAGCAAGAGCGCAACACCUCUCAGCGCUAUCAAAGUGCUCGACCUCUGUUCCUCCUGGGUCUCCCACCUACCUGCGCGGCUAGACGACAAGAAGCAGUACCAUGUACUCGGGCUGGGUAUGAACGCGCGAGAGCUAGCUGCCAAUGAGCAGCUCAGCCGGUGGCUUGUCAAGGAUCUCAAUCAAGAUGCAUCCCUGCCCGUCGAGACAGCAGAGAACGAGAGCUUUGACGCUGCGAUCUGCUCAGUAUCGAUCGACUACCUCGUACGACCGCGGGAGAUCCUGAGAGAGAUCGGCCGACUGCUCAAGAAAGGCUCAUCUGUGCAUCUCGCAUUCUCGAAUCGCAUGUUUGCCACCAAAGUGCGUCUCAUCUCCAUCUUGCUUCAGAUGCAAGCCAGCUGGUGCUGACCCACAGCAGGUUGUCGGGCGAUGGCUGCGCAUCUCAGAGGAUGAACGAUGCCAGAUGGUAGCAGACUACCUGCACUUUGCCACCA